AUGUCUUCCGAUGGACGGACUGAUGUCGAUGGCAAGUCCCAUACUCGUCACAUUGAGACCGACGGCAACGACAUCCGUCAGGUCCUCGAACACGACGGCAAUGUGGCCAAGGUUGUCCACACGGAUGGCACUGUCGACUUUAUCGAUGCCAAAGCCAUUGGCGGAGAGUACGACGAGAUGCCCAAGGGAUACUUCCGCAGCGCCAGCUUCAUCGGGACCGUGGUGGCUCAAUGUCUCGGCAGCAUCUGUGCGUACUUGGGCUGGGUCCUGCCCGCAAAUACCCUGCUGCUCAUCAAUGCAGAUAUCGGCCCUUCGGUCAACAUCAGCUGGGUGGCCACUCUCUGGACAAUGGGAAGCUCCAUCGGCUUCCUCCUCUUUGGACGUCUCUCCGACAUGUACGGUCGCAGGUGGAUGGUUCUCGGCACCACCGUCCUCGGUCUCGUGGGGUGCAUCAUCGGAUCUUGUGCACAGAACGUCGAGACGUUGAUCGCCGCCAACGUGUGCAACGGCAUCGCAGCCGCCGGCCAGCUCUCCUUCGGCAUCGUUCUCGGCGAGCUCGUGCCCAACAAGAUGAGAGGUCCUAUCGUGACCAUCGUCUUUUUGUCGUCUCUCCCUUUUGCCGUUUUCGGUCCUGUCAUUGCGCGCUCACUCUUCAACAAUACGUCCUCCAAGUGGCGAUGGAGCUACUUCAUGGGCGACAUACUCGGCGCCGCUUCCCUCGUGCUCUACUACUUCUUCUACCACCCGCCGACGUAUAGCCAGCUUCAUGUUCAGGGCAAGACGAGGUGGCAGAUGACCAAGGACCUCGACUUUGUCGGCAUCUUUCUCUACGUGUCUGGCUGUGUGCUGUUCCUGAUCGGCCUUUCCUGGGGCGGUGUGGCCCAUCCCUGGGCGAGCGCUGCCACGCUUUGCACACUGCUCAUCGGUCUCGCCUUGAUGGUGUCGUUUGUUGUGUAUGAGGGUUAUUUCUGCAAGAAGCAGCCCCUGAUGCCCCCGCGCAUGUUCAAGAAUAUUGGAUUCGACGCCAUCGUCGUCGUCGCCACCAUCGGAUCCAUGGUCUACUACUCGCUCACUGUGCUGUGGCCCGUCAUCAUUGGCACCAUGUACACGACCGACUCGAUGAAGAUUGGCUGGCAGAGCUCCGUCGUGGGGGGCGGCGUGCUUCUCGGCCAGACAAUCGCCGGGUUCUGCAUCUCCUACGUGCCCAAGGUCAAGUACCAGUGCAUCAUCGCGGCAACCAUCUCGUUGGCUUUCAUGACUUCCAUGGUCGCCAUCUCUCCCGAUAGAUGGGCCGUGACUAUUGCCACAGGCACAAUCGUCUGCGUUGCGAUUGGAUUCAUCGAGAACAUCUCUUUCCCCGGCGUCACUCUCGUCUGGGAAGCCCAAGAUAUCGGCCUCGCAACCGGCAUCCUGGGCUCGAUCCGCGGCCUCGGCGGCGCCAUCGCACAGGCCCUCUACGGCUCGGUUCUCAACAACGAACUCGGCAAGAAGCUCCCCGAGCUCGUCGUGCCAGCCGCCACGCAAGCGGGUCUCCCAGAGACGUCGCUGACGGCGCUGUUCGCGGCCAUCGCGGCUGGCGAUUUCUCGGCUGUGCCAGGCAUCACGAACGAGGUCAUCGCGGCCGUCGGCGCAGCGACAAGGGUGGCGUACACGGAGAGCUUCAAGAUGGUCUUUUACACGACGAUUCCGUUCUCGUUCAUUCUGCUCGUCAGCUCUGUCCUAGUGCCCAACAUGGAGAAGUACCUGACUUCUGAUGUGGCGAAGAAGCUCAACGGCGCGAGGAGCGAGGAGUCGGGCUCGGAGGAGAAGGUAGAGAAGGUGUAA
Messenger RNA from Verticillium nonalfalfae, 1824 nucleotides. RefSeq lists its product as uncharacterized. Gene Ontology annotation, biological process: transmembrane transport. The record is from RefSeq and is a predicted model, not a curated record. The coding region runs from base 1 to 1824 and encodes 607 amino acids. The transcript is spliced from 5 exons. NCBI's taxonomy places the organism in Eukaryota, Fungi, Ascomycota, Sordariomycetes, Glomerellales, Plectosphaerellaceae. Gene Ontology annotation, molecular function: transmembrane transporter activity.